AUGGUUUACGAGUUUACUCUCACUUUACUAUAUGAUGGUCUUAUACAAUUUGGUUCUCAAAUAUUAUUUUUUGCUGUUGGCUGGAUAUUUUUAGUAAAGAAAUUAUUCAAGGAUUAUGAGUCCUCUACUGAUCGUCGCGAUGCCCAAGUCGUCCAGGCAAUAUUCUCACUUACGUUUAGUACUAGUUGCGCUCUAUUUGAAUUGAUAAUAUUUGAGAUUGGAGAGAUAAUGCAUAAAGAUGACUCUAUAUAUAUUACUCUUCCUUGUGAUUAUACUUAUGCCAUUUUAUCAAUUAUAUCUUAUAAUAACAAAAAUACAAGAAAGUCCGUUGAUUCAUCAAUUAAAGGUUUACGAUUGCGAUAUUCUAUUGUAAUUGUAAUAUUAUGUUGGGCGACUUAUUUCUAUCUUUUCUGGAGAGUUGGUGACUUUUUUCCAAUCGAAAAAACUGCUAGCACAACUGAAAAAAAUGACUCUUCAUCAAAUCUUACCGAUACAAAAGUUCCUCAAGGUGAUGUUUUUAUACAAUUCGGUAUGAGUCGUGUAGGUGUAAUAGGUGUAACUAUGAUGGCUAUAUUAUCGGGAUUUGGUGCAGUGAAUAGUCCAUACGCCACACUAUUUUUCUUUUUGAGACAAGUCACUGACGCGGAUAUACAAGCUGCCGAAAAGAAAUAUCUUCAAACAUUAGAUAUAAUUAUAAGUAAAAAAAGGCGCAUUUUAAUUUCUCAAGCGCGUCAAAGAGGUGCUGUAGAGCAAGGUUCUCGAGUUGGUGGAUUUAUGCGAAAAAUGAUUAAUACAAUGACCAACCAUAUGGGAAUAGGUGGCGAAAAUGUUGGAAUGCUGCGUCAAGAAGUUGUUGGGUUAGAAAAUCUUAGUCGCCAGUUAUUUAUAGAUAUCGAUGAUUUAUACCAAGAACGGGCAAAUAAUAGUAAUGUUAUGCUUUCCUCUGCUUCAAUGAGUUCCAUAUCAACUGGGUCAAGUGGAGGAUCGUCUACUACUCCAACUAGUGAUUACUCAUCUAAUUAUUCUCCUAAUUAUUCACCUCCUGGUAUGGGAAAUUCUUUUAAUAAUAAGAUAGGUGAUUGGGAACAUGCAAGCGGUGCUAGCAGAUGGGUUAAUACUGGAAAUACUGGACUACAUCACCGUGACUAA
Dentiscutata erythropus is the source of this 1149-nucleotide messenger RNA. NCBI's taxonomy places the organism in Eukaryota, Fungi, Glomeromycota, Glomeromycetes, Diversisporales, Gigasporaceae. The record is from the annotation of a GenBank genome assembly.